Drosophila persimilis is the source of this 1965-nucleotide messenger RNA. RefSeq names its product phosphatidylinositol 4,5-bisphosphate 5-phosphatase A. Lineage: Eukaryota; Metazoa; Arthropoda; Insecta; Diptera; Drosophilidae. The record is from RefSeq and is a predicted model, not a curated record. The transcript has a single exon. Gene Ontology annotation, biological process: phosphatidylinositol dephosphorylation. Gene Ontology annotation, cellular component: plasma membrane; ruffle; cytoplasm. The coding region runs from base 163 to 1680 and encodes 505 amino acids. Gene Ontology annotation, molecular function: phosphatidylinositol-4,5-bisphosphate 5-phosphatase activity.
CCAAUUCAACGUGAAAUCGGAUUGCACACAUAACAGCAGGUGGUAGGCUUUAUAGUGCAGCGACGCAAAUUAAUUAUCCACUAUUUACAGCUUAGAGGUAGCAUAGUACACCCAACAAAUUUUAGUGGAGGUAUUUCUAUUCGGUUUCUAUCUCUGUUCACAAUGAGCCACAAUGAAGACCUCAGCUCGAGUGCCGAGAAAACAAACGACGUCGAGGCGGCUGCUGCUGGCAAUUCACGCCAACAGCUGGGAACCUAUCGCGUUUAUGUGGUCACUUGGAAUGUAGGCAGUCGCUUUCCGGACAACAUAUCACUGCGCCAACUGCUCAGCUUGGAUGAUGCAAGCGAUGCUGCCAUCUCGGAAAAGCACUUGCCGGACAUAUAUGCCAUUGGACUGCAGGAGGUGAAUGCACAGCCACAGCAACAGGUUUUAAGCUUGUUUAAGGAGGAUCCGUGGACGCACAAGGCAAAGGAGCUUCUGCGCAGCUACAACUAUGUGUCGGUGAAGUCAGAGCAAAUGCAGGGCCUGCUGCUGACCAUGUUUGUGCGGCGCCCUCACGUGGAGCACCUGCAUGACAUCGAGGCGGAGUUCACGCGUACUGGCUUUGGCGGCAUUUGGGGUAACAAGGGCGCGGUGAGUGUUCGUUUCACAAUGUAUGGAUGUGGACUGGCCUUCGUGGUGGCCCACUUGGCUGCCCACGACCAUCAACUAGAUGAACGGAUCGAUGAUUACAAACAAAUACUGGAGAAUCACCAUUAUCACGUGAAACACUAUCGUGAGAUAUACGACCACGAUUAUGUCUUUUGGUUCGGUGAUCUCAACUUUCGGCUACAGGGCAACGACUCCUCAACAGAGGUUAGGGAGGCGUUGCGCGAUGAAAGCCAGCACGAGACUCUUAUAAAGCGGGAUCAGCUGUUGCAUGUUCGGGAACACACACAGCAAGCUUUCCAAGUGAUGCACGAACGAAUGCCUGCAUUUCCACCCACGUUUAAGUACAAGGAAGGCACCUCCGAGUACGAUUUGAAGCGUCGUCCCGCCUGGACGGAUCGCAUCAUGUACGCCGUGCAGCCGUCGAACCGUCAACGUGGCAUGCAGCUGGCCAUCGAACAGUGCUCGUACAAAUCCCACCCAGUCUACAACAUCAGCGACCACAAGCCGGUCACAAGUGAUUUUACUAUCAAGAUGUAUCCAAAUGUUCGUGCCCCAGGUGUGAGUUUCUCCCCGAUUUCGUUGUGGAGCAUUGGUGAUGAGAACACCGUGGAGUACCACAAGCAGGCGGAGUUCGAAGAAGGUCCCCAUGACUGGAUAGGCAUAUACCCCGUUGACUAUGCCAGCUUGGCGCACUACUCUGCCUAUGAGUACGUCAACCAGGCUGAGUCGCCAACUUCAUCGGACUCGAACAACGAGCGCGAAUACUUCGAUACGCCUGCCCCGCAUCGGCGUGGCCGCCACCAUCAUCGGAAUCGCCAGCGUCUGCGGCGCCAGCAAGAGACGAACGGAGAGCAAGUGCGCAUCGACUUUGCCGACGACGUGGAGCUACGGCAUGGUGAGCAGUACCUGCUCAUCUACUUCCGCAGCACAGGAUCGCGGGGUGUGACCAGCCUGUCGGGGAUCAGCAACGUGUUCGUGGCUGAGAAACGACGCGGUUCGCCUUAUCGGACUGAGUACCAUGUUGACUAGCUAGCCGAGGCGCUGGACGUCACUAUUAUUUAGUCCAAUAGCAACCUGAGUUCGUUUCGCCCUAUCAACUGCAUCCAUUCUUGUUAUGAUUGUCAUUUUGUGAUUCUGUUUAGUUGGUUGCCUGUUAAUAUAGUAUGUAUGUACAUAUUUGUUCAAUGUUUUUUGCAAUGACCCCGAUAUGUGUGCCUGUAUGUCCGCAGAGGACGUGUACAUAUACCUACAAGCAUUUAGUUAUACAUAUGUACACACAUUGUUAUAGAAUUAUACAGAAAAUCCAACAAAUAA